CCGCCCUAGUUCAAGCAUAUGGAGCGCAGCUUUGAACAAGUGUAAUUGAACUGUUGGACGUUUUCAGCUUGGUUUAUCAACUCUUCAGCAGCCAUGUACAAUAGUGGCUACUCAAAGGCCAAAAUGGGCUUGGCAGCCAAGAACCUGCACAGAUCAAAAGAGAGGAGCUGUGGUUACUACAUGAGAAUCAUCUUAUUUUUCUCCUCACUAAUCCAGUCUCUCAUCAUCGUUAGUCUGGUGCUGUUCCUUAUUUAUGGAGAGCCACAGCAGACAGUGGAGGAGAAGAGAAUCCAGGAGUUGGAACAGAGUUAUAGCAAACUCUCGUUGGAAAACGUCGCUCUCCGAGCGAAGGAGAAGAACCUGACCCAGCAACUAAACAUCACUCUUCAUGCAAAGAAGCUCAGUGAGAAAGACGUGACUAACUUACGCAGACUGGCCAACAUUUCAGCUACUGCCAUCACUAACUUGCAAAGAAGAAUAUCUCAAAAUGAGUUGGAGAAAAGAACUGCUGCAAUUUCACCACGUCUGCCGUGUGCCCUACCAGGUAAUGACAAAUAUUUGGAACAUCGGCUUCGUCAAGCCGAAGAAUUGCAAAGAUUACUCAGGGCCAACUUCACCGAGCAAAUGUAUAUUACAAAACAUGAGUUAGAGAACGCUCAGAAAGACAGGAUCAGGUAUCAGUUGGAAGGAAUUGAACUGCGGCGGGACAAAGGCUCCCUGGAGGAGCGCAUCACCAUGUAUGAGAAGAAGUGUAAGGAGGACUUUGUCCACUCCUUAGAAGGGAUCCCUAAUGUCACCAAGGAAUUCCUCAAAAGGGUUGAUGAAUUGUUCUCCAAGCACAUCUCUUUCCAGCUAUCAUGCGAUAAACAAAGCAUUCAACUCGAGAACAUCCGUGCAAACUGCAGCAGCCUUUCCACAGAGGUGGAGAACAAGCUGCAGGCAUAUCUGGACAAAGUGGGGAGCCAGGUCACAGUUACUAUUGGUGCCAACGCCAAAUGCAUGACAGAAAACAAACGUCUAAAAGAAGACGCUACUUGGUGCAUGCAAAAUCGCACUGGCAUCAUGGAGGAGAACAGGAGGGUUCUCAAGCAAACCCAGCAAAAUUAUGACAAAGAGGUAGAACGGCUCCUGCUGGACAUCACCAAACUAAAAGGACAGAACAAACUUCUAGAUAAUCAAAUGUCUGUGAAAGAAAUUGAAAUUAAAAUGCUUUCUGAUAAAGUCAAGGACCUCAAUACUUCAUUGACCAAUUGUGGGAAGUUUCCUGGUGGAGCAUCCAGCUCAUUCUCUACGUUAUUUGCACAAAAUAGAUAUGGAGGCAGUAGUCCUGGGUCAAAUGUAAUGGGGUCUUUCAGCUCCACAUUUGGUACAGGGCUUGGUUCAUCUACUGGCUAUGGAGCAACCACAUAUGCCAAACCACCUGUGGGUUCAGGGGGAUUGCCUGGAACGGGAUUAGCUACGGGGCAAGGCAUGCAGAGACCAGAUACUACCGGAUCUAACCCAGCUGGAACGUUCCCAUUUGGGGCAGGAAAAAUGUCAAGUGAAGUAUCAAUAGUUCAGCACUUGCGAGAGCUUCAACAGUAUACAACAGGAUGAGACCAGAGACCAGGCCAAAGACCAAAUAUGGAAUGUGUGUAUAAUAAUGGUUGUAAAUAAUGACUUUAAACCAGCAUAUUCUAAUGCAUUAUCUACAGAAGUAUAUUAACAUUGUUGAAACAUGGCCCUUAACUUGGACUUGGGUGACAUAAAGGA
Molecule: messenger RNA, 1752 nt
Organism: Colossoma macropomum (tambaqui)
Lineage: Eukaryota; Metazoa; Chordata; Actinopteri; Characiformes; Serrasalmidae
Gene: plvapa
Product: plasmalemma vesicle associated protein a
Exons: 5
Coding region: 94-1596 (500 amino acids)
Biological process (GO): positive regulation of cellular extravasation; regulation of vascular permeability
Cellular component (GO): caveola
Source: RefSeq, a predicted model, not a curated record